This is a messenger RNA of Postia placenta MAD-698-R-SB12, 1739 nucleotides long. RefSeq lists its product as hypothetical. NCBI's taxonomy places the organism in Eukaryota, Fungi, Basidiomycota, Agaricomycetes, Polyporales, Adustoporiaceae. Gene Ontology annotation, cellular component: membrane. Gene Ontology annotation, molecular function: transmembrane transporter activity. Gene Ontology annotation, biological process: transmembrane transport. The transcript has 17 exons. The record is from RefSeq and is a predicted model, not a curated record. The coding region runs from base 1 to 1602 and encodes 533 amino acids.
AUGUCAAAUAAUCCCGUCAGGGUCAAGUCGGGCCUCGAGGAGUACGAGCGGGAAGAUAAUGGCCGACCCUCAUUCUUCCUCACCACAAAGGAGAUAAAGCUUCUCAGUAUCACUGGAGUCGGCUUUUUCCUCGAUGCCUACGACUUGUUCAUCAUCAACCCGGUGGCCACCAUGCUGCAAUACCGCCUCUAUGGCGGCGCCUCCCUUCCAGCUGGCCUCGAGGGCUUCCUCAAAGCAAGUGCAAAUAUCGGGAGCGUAGUCGGGCAGUUUGCAUUUGGGUACGCUGCGGAUUACUUUGGCAGAAAGGCAGUCUACGGCAAGGAGCUCAUGCUGAUCAUCUUCGCGACUAUCCUUUGCAUCUCCGACCCCACCGGCGACCUCUCCCCCUCCGGCUCGCUCAUCUGGUUAUCCAUAUUCCGUAUUGUCCUUGGAAUUGGGAUCGGGGGCGAUUACCCUAUGUCUGCGUCAGUGACAACUGACCGCGCCAACUUGCGCCGGCGCGGGACAAUGCUCGCGUACAUUUUCGCAAAUCAGGGCUGGGGCUCCCUGAUUGGUUCGCUGAUGUUCAUUAUCGUGCUCGCAUGCUACCGCAACGUCAUCGAAGUCCAGGGUGAAACGAGCAAGGUCGAUGGAGUCUGGCGUAUUCUCGUCGGGCUCUCGCUUGUCCCCGCAUUUGCGACGCUCUACCAGCGACUGACCCUUCCCGAAUCCGUGCGCUUCCAGGCCGCGAAGAAGGGCGUGGAUCUCGAGGCGGACUCGAUCGACGAGCUCAAGAAGAAGGCGGACGCAGAUCCGGGUGUGCAGGAGAACGUACAACCUGUUGACCCCGCAGUCUCUCCCUCCGCGACCGUGUCCUCUGUGUCGGCGCCCGCGGACGCGGCGAAGGGCAAGCCCGCGGGGCAGCCCAAGAGCGCAUACUUCCGUGAGUACGCGGCAUACUUCUCCGAGUGGCGUCAUUUCAAGAUCUUGUUCGCAACGUCCGGUUGCUGGUUCCUGCUCGAUAUUGCCUUCUACGGUGUGAACCUUAACCAGAACGUCGUGCUCGAGCAAAUAGGGUUUGCGGGCAAGUCUGGCUCGCCGUGGAACCGCCUAUUCAAGAUCGGCCUCGGUAACCUGAUUGUGACGGGCCUCGGGUUCCUGCCCGGAUACUAUGUAACUAUCCUCACAAUUGAGAAGCUUGGCCGGAAAUGGAUCCAGAUCCAGGGGUUCCUUCUUGCUGCAUUCUUCUUGGGUAUCCUCGCCGGCAUGUUCCACACAUUGAGCACGGCGGCCUUCAUCGUGAACUUCGCACUCCUGCAGUUCUUCUUCAACUUCGGGGCGAACGCUACCACAUACUGUUACCCUGCAGAAGUCUUCCCUACACGCUUUCGUGCGUCUGCGCACGGCAUGUCCGCUGCGUGCGGUAAGGCCGGCGCGAUUGUCUCCGCGCUCGCGUUCAACAGCCUCAGUCAAUCGAUCGGUACACCUGCCGUGCUGUGGAUCUUCUUCGGCUGCUGUCUCGUUGGUGCCGCUCUCUCGCUUCUCUUGCCCGAGGUCCGUGGGCGCGACCCAGACAUCAUUUACGCUGAGGAGCUGCGACAAGCGGCAGCACAAGGACAGUAGUUCAUGCUAUUCACGGACACUGACUGGCAAUGGAAACGAUGUACCGAUAUAUAAUGACACAGAACAUGCUCAAAGCUAACCAGAUAUGAGUACGUAUUGUAGAAGUACGCCAUAUUAAUAGAAUACAAAAUUUGGUA